UCGUGACAGUUUCAGAUUCAACCGCUGUCAUAUUGUCGUUAUUAAUGUUUUUUUUAUUCUGUAGAAUGUAACAUUUUUGAGUUAUGUUUCAAGUUUUUGAAUUAAACUUUCUGUUACUUUUGCAUUUCUUAAAAAUUCACCAACAAAAUUUCAAAUAAAACCCCCUCCUACCAAGUAACGUUAAUCACACAUGAAAGAGACUUCAAUAUUUAAGUCUUUUGGGAGAUUUCAGCACCUAAUUACAUUAACUUCUUCUGGCGGCAACCAGGCAUCAUCAUCAUCGACAAUGGUGUAAACUAAUUUAUUUGCUGAAGUUGCAGAAUCAUCAUCUCUCUUGUUUGUAUGAUAUUUUUGUUGUUUAAUGUAGACAAUCGUCCCAUAAUUUAAAAAAAAAAAGACAAAAUUGAAUGUAUAAAAGCAUCCUGGUGUACACGAAAUGCCGAAACGAAACCAUUGUUUACAAAUUGCAUCUUAUUGAAAUUUCUGCCGGCUUUUAUACUUCAUUAAUUAAUGUGGUUUUAAUCAUUAACUCUCCAUAAAAUACCAAAAUGGAGGACUUUUCAGAUGAACUUCCGUCCCUUUAUGAUUCCGAUAAUGAAAUAUCUUCAAGUAAACAUAAAAUGAAAAAAGAGAAAAGAGAAGCUUAUUGGAUAAAAACACAAGAGAAUAAAAGACAGACACGUAAAAUUAAAAAACAAGAAAAAAAACAAAGGGCCAAAAACAGAAUUCCAGAUACACAUUCCAGAGAAAAUGGUAUGUUAAAUAAAAGAGACCAUAAACGCUUUAUACACGAGAAGGGUCUGCAAGCACUGAGGUCAGGCUUAAAGAUCUGCAUUGACCUCAGUUUUGAAGAGAAAAUGUCUGAAAAGGAAAUUUCAAGGUUAGCACAGCAAUUGGGAAGAAUCUAUGGCUAUAACAGGAAGACAGAGAAGCCAUUGCAUAUAUUUUUGACAAGCAUUGACCAAAGUGGUUCCUUCUUUAAAGAAUGUACCCGCAUCAACCAAGGAUUUCAGAAUUAUUUGUGGGAUGUCUGUGAUGAAGCAUACUCAGAACUGUUUCCAAAAGAAGACAUAGUUUAUCUCUCGCCAGAUUCAGAGAACAUCUUAUACACAAUAGACCCUGAGAAAGUGUACAUUAUUGGUGGCCUUGUCGAUGAAAGUAUACAGAAGAAAAGGACGUACUACAAAGCUCUCCAGAGCGGAAUACAAACUGCUCGUCUCCCUAUUGAUGUAUUCAUGAUGAAUGGUGACAGGAAGGGUAACUAUUGUCGAAUCCUAACAGUCAAUCAAGUACUUGCCGUGAUUUCUGAAUUUCUGAGAACUGAAGAUUGGAGACAGGCUCUAUCUAGUGAGGUCCCUAAAAGGAAAGGUCUAGUGUUGAAACCCCUUGAAAAUGUGAGCUCCUGAGUACAGUGCAACUGAGUACAGUAAAGUACAACAAGAACAUGGACAUUGGCAGAAAGAAGUUUUGUUUUAUUCUUCAUUUUCUUUCAUUGACAUCAUGAUCAUCAUCAUCAUCAUCAUCAUUUUCAACAUGUCUGUAUGUGUGCUGCAACAGCAGUAGCAUCACCAACAGCUUCAGUGAAAUUUAUUGAUAAACCAAACGCCCAAACACAUUCCCACACACAUGCAUGCACACACACACACACACAUGCAUGCACACACAUCUCAUGUCAGAACAGCAGAUACUGUCAUGAACCUGGAGAGAUCCCCCCUCAUGUUGGUGCUUGGUGCAUAGAAGCAUACAUAUAGAUCAAACAAGGCCAGCAAUUUCAAGGAGGGGGGCAAGUCAAUUGCAAUGACCCCAGUACACAACUGGUACUUAAUUUACUGACUCCGAAAGCAUGGAAAGCAAAGUCAACCACGGCAGAAUUUGAACUCAGAACAUGAAGACAGAUGAAAUGCAGUCAAGCAUGUUGCCCUGCAUGCUAACAAUUCUGCCCUGAUUUUUUUUAUUUAAAUUACAAAUAUCGAUAAAGAAAUGUAAUAAAAUUUUUAUUUAUUUUAUUUAAAAACCUGAA
Octopus bimaculoides (California two-spot octopus) is the source of this 2020-nucleotide messenger RNA. RefSeq names its product tRNA methyltransferase 10 homolog B. Gene Ontology annotation, cellular component: nucleoplasm; nucleus. Gene Ontology annotation, biological process: tRNA N1-guanine methylation. The record is from RefSeq and is a predicted model, not a curated record. Lineage: Eukaryota; Metazoa; Mollusca; Cephalopoda; Octopoda; Octopodidae. Gene Ontology annotation, molecular function: tRNA binding.